Molecule: messenger RNA, 3436 nt
Organism: Sphaerodactylus townsendi
Lineage: Eukaryota; Metazoa; Chordata; Lepidosauria; Squamata; Sphaerodactylidae
Product: connector enhancer of kinase suppressor of ras 2-like
Exons: 24
Coding region: 1-3423 (1140 amino acids)
Biological process (GO): regulation of signal transduction
Cellular component (GO): cytoplasm; membrane
Molecular function (GO): protein binding
Source: RefSeq, a predicted model, not a curated record
AUGGUGGGCCUGGCCAAGCUGAGUCCAGCCCUGUACUGCAGGCUCAGCCUGGCCAGGUCCAGCAUUAAACUCUGCCUCCAAAACCAGCUGGACCUGGCCAGGCCCAGCCCAGCAUCUAUCUGUGGGCUCAGCCUGGCAGCAUCCAGAUUUAUAGUGCAGGUGGGAUUCAGUGCUGAACCUGGCCAGGCUGCAGGCCUUGAUGACUGCCUCCAACAAUACAUAAAAAACUUCGAGAGGGAAAAGAUCAAUGGGGAGCAGCUAUUGCACAUUACUCAUCAGGAGCUUGAAGAGUUGGGAGUCACUCGGAUUGGCCACCAAGAACUCAUCCUGGAAGCGGUGGAUCUGCUGUGUGCUUUGAAUUAUGGAUUGGAGACGGAGAACCUGCGGACGCUCUCUCACAAGUUGAACGCCUCGGCCAAAAACCUUCAGAACUUCAUAACGGGUAGAAGGAGGAGCGGCCAUUACGAUGGCAGGGCCUCCCGAAGACUGCCAAAUGAUUUUCUGACCUCUGUUGUUGACUUGAUUGGUGCUGCCAAGAACUUGCUUGCCUGGCUGGACAGGUCUCCGUUUGUCAGUGUGACAGAAUACUCUCUGCUGAAAAAUAACAUUGUUCAACUGUGCCUGGAACUAACAACCAUUGUGCAACAGGAUUGCACAGUGUAUGAAACAGAAAAUAAAAUUCUCCAUGUGUGUAAAACUCUUUCUGGAAUCUGUGACCACAUCAUCUCUCUCUCAUCCGACUCUCUGGUCUCGCAAUCAGCUCACCUCGAAGUUGUUCAUCUUACCAGCAUCAUGCCGAGCGAAGGUUUGGGGAUGUAUAUCAAGUCAACGUAUGAUGGGCUACACGUGAUCACUGGAACAACAGAAAAUUCUCCCGCGGAUCAGUGCAAGAAGAUCCACGCAGGGGAUGAAGUGAUCCAGGUCAACCAUCAAACUGUGGUCGGCUGGCAGCUAAAGAACCUGGUAAAUGCGUUGCGUGAAGACCCCAAUGGAGUCAUCCUAACCUUGAAGAAACGGCCUCAGAACACCCUGGUAUCUGCUCCUGCUCUUCUGAAGAAUGUGCGGUGGAAACCUCUUGCCCUGCAGCCUGUGAUUCCAACAAGCCCGACAAACAGCUCCACAACCCCUACCAGCACGAUGGGCAUGAGCUCUAAAAUAGACAGCUCGACUCUCCAAGAUGUUUUCAUCCUGUCCCCGAUGUCAGGACUCUAUGGCCCAAGAGACGAAAUCGGAAUAAUGUCAUGCGACGACAUCAGCAAGUACGGCGUCGGAAAGACUGGGAUGAAAGGUUCUGAGUCCCCGAGCUACUUUUUGGAGCAUGAAAGUGGAAAGUAUUACACAUUAAUCGAAGGCGAGGGCCAUCCAGCGAGCUCUGAAUAUGAACGAGGCCGAGCGACCGGGGUGCGGCGGAGAGAGAAGACUCCCACACACGGUGAUCUGAGACCAGUUUCUAUGCCAACAGAAUACAGCUGGAUAGGAGAAUCAAAAGAGCCAAAUAUGUACAAGAGGGGCAGCCGAGAUUCUGAGAAUUCACUCCUGCGGUAUCUGAGCGACGACAAGAUCUUGGUGAUCCAGGAGGAGCCUUUGACUCAGAAAGACAACAAGAGGGACACUGGUCGCAGGUCGCGGAAAAAGGGCAAGAACAGCGGGAGCCCCAAUUACCCCAUUAGCCCCUCCAUGUUGACCUCAUCUGUGAGCGUACGGCUUGAACCUGGGCAGCAAGAGGUCUUGAAUUUCUCCUUAGCUGAGAGCAACACUGUGCCUCUUUAUCACCGAACGGGCGACACAGUUGGUGGAGAUUCUGAAAGAUAUGCAAGUUCUGCCAUCGAGCGCCAAGGAGGCAUGUCAAUGAGGAAGUCUUUUCACUACGCUUCCUUGCGGGUCAAAAGCAAAAAAUGGCCCAAAGGAGGGUCGCUGAACAACAGCAGCCGGCGGCGGAUUUCCUGCAAGGACUUGGGGCACGGCGAUUGCGAGGGCUGGUUGUGGAAGAAGAAGGAUGCCAAAGGCUACUUCACCCAGAAGUGGAAGAAAUACUGGUUUGUCCUGAAGGAUUCGUCCCUCUAUUGGUACACUAACCAGAAUGAUGAAAAAGCAGAAGGAUUCAUCAGUUUGCCAGAGUUCAGGAUAGACAGAGCCAUUGAAUGCCGGAGGAAACAGCUUCCCCACGACCCGUUCAUAAUGCUCUACGGCGGCUGGUCAUCAAAAGGCUGCCGAUUUGAGGAGCGCCGCAGGAAUGACAUCAGCGCUGAGGGGGGCUGCGAGGCGCAGGCGCGAAGCGCCGAAGCUGGCAAGUCCGGGGCGGCUGGGCGUUGUCAUGCCUCCCUAUGGAUGAACCGUCUGGGUCUUGCCGCCAUCGGUUACACUCCUGAUGACAAAGAUAUUCAGCCAGAUGAAGCAGAUUACUGGAGUGAAAGCGACCAGGAAGAUAUUGAUGGCUCCCUAACACUGAAACAAGAUGGCCCCAUAACCCUUUGUGAUACUUACCACCAAACGCCCUCGAUGAAUUCUUCGAGUCCAUUCCCUGAGCCUAAACAAGGCCGGCACUUCUCCAGCGAAUCCACCUAUUCUCAUUCUUCUGCGGAAGAUUCCCGACAAGAUCCGACAGGGAGCACACACUCCUCGGGCUGCAGGCCUCCGUACAGAGAAAGGCGCUCGUGGCAGGACCUCAUAGAGACCCCGCUGACCAGUUCAGGGCUCCAUUUCCUCCAGACUGUUCCCCCUGACUCUGAGUAUGUGAGCGGCCGGCUUGGAAUGUCACCCGAGAGGCGGAGGCAGGCGACGCUGCCAGUCCAAAGACGACACAACCUUGAACAGGACGGUCCCUUCCCGUUGGUGGAGUGCUACCGAGGUCAAAGUUCCCACACCAGGCCCCAGAAGCAACGGAGUCAAAGCCUUCCGCGAAACAGAGAUGUCCGAGUCAAAGGCUGCGUAAAACCCGCCGGGAUAACAGAAGAGAGAUCCGAAGAGCAAGCGCACAGUAAAAAGCAAAGCAGUUUGUGCGAAGAAGAAAACACAGAAGAACUAAGAAAGAGUAAAGAUGGUCUGCAUGAGUUGUACAAGACCCUGGAGCAAGCAAGUUUGUCUGCCUUUGGAGAGCAGCGUCCGUCCACCAAGCAGGAAUUCCGGCGGUCCUUUGUGAAAAGGUGCAAUGACCCCGUGAUUAAUGAAAAGCUCCAUCGCAUCAGAGUACUCAGGAGUACUUUAAAAGCAAAGGAAGGAGACCUGUCCCUAAUCAACAGCCUCCUGCACGACCCCACCUUAACGUCAAAGAAAUACAAAGAAUGGAAAGUCAAGAACUAUGAAUUUUUCGUGGACGUUUGUGAGUACAGCGCAGCUUUGAAAGCUCAGAACGGAGCAUCUGAACUCACCAGCCCCGCCCCCCUGCUGACACACACGCAUUCCUUCAUCGAAACGCACGUCUGACAGGCUGUAGCCC